Aplosporella prunicola CBS 121167 is the source of this 1386-nucleotide messenger RNA. RefSeq lists its product as uncharacterized. Gene Ontology annotation, cellular component: Cul4-RING E3 ubiquitin ligase complex. Gene Ontology annotation, molecular function: protein binding. The transcript has 5 exons. Bases 1 to 1386 code for a protein of 461 amino acids. The record is from RefSeq and is a predicted model, not a curated record. Lineage: Eukaryota; Fungi; Ascomycota; Dothideomycetes; Botryosphaeriales; Aplosporellaceae.
AUGGCACCGCCUCCGAAAAGAUUGGAAAUCCCGGGCAUGUACUACGAUGAGGAAAAGAACCGAUACUUCAAGCUAGAGAAACACCACCACCUUACUCCUAGUAUCAAACACUCUAUCCAAAGCCAUGAAGUAGCCAAGAGGGAGAAAAAGAGGCAGAAGCGGAUCGAGGCCAAACAAGCAGCGGUCAAGAAGCAUCGCAUCACACGCUCGCGCCUGAUUCAGAGCCCGUGGUCAUGGAGCUUAAAGACGGAAGUCAAUGGGCCUAAAGCCGACCCUAGCGCUCAUGCGAAAGGCCUCGCCAGCGUAUUAAGUAACCCAAGUCAAAAGCUUCUGAAUCCUAGCACCGUAUGGUCCGAGAUCCCGUCCACAGCCAAGGUCACCCACUUUGACUACGACACGGAGACACGAACGAUCAUCGCAAGCGUCGAAUGCGGUAUGAACUUUGUUAUCAGUGCAUCUUUGGAUGAUAUGUAUCCUAGAGCUGGUCGAGGUUUUCCCAUCUCCCGUCGAUUUAUUGAAACUCAGAGCACAGCAGUCAGCUCGCUCCACAUCAAUUCUAACAGAAACCUGAUCACGACGACCAGAGGAGAAUCUGCGGCGUCGACGAUCCAGAUAACCCCUCUCCGAUCUCCACAGGAAGCGGCGGCUGGCGAUGAACGAAUUUAUGGAGAUGUAAAAGAGAACUUAAGCCCUUACGGAUUCACCACUAUCUGGUCAAGUGCCUCGAAUCCGUUCCCUAAUGCCACAGAAAUAGCGGUCGUUGGCACCUCAGAACAUAUUAUUCGUCUCGAACGCGACCUCGUAGUCGGGACUUGGGAUGCAAAGAACGCUUUCAAAACAAGGAAGAGUGAUCCCUUGGCUAUGGACUGGCUUAGUCCUCAGACCGUCGCAGUAGGCUUCCGAAAUGGCUUUGUGGCUCUUUACGACCCAAGAACCUCCGACCACGUAAUGCGGAUGCGCCAUUCCAGAAGCGUGAUCGGCCUCAAGCGCGCGGAUAACGAGCAUCGACUCAUCGUGACGGGGUUCAAGAGUAAAAUGGACAUGUACGAUCUCCGCAUGUCCGCAGACGGCAAGGGCCAUCAUCGGCCGAAUAAGCAACACAACACAAAACCAUACUUGUCUUUUGACUACCAGAACGACUGGCACUAUCCGCUCGGCUUCGACGUCCAUUAUGGAGCUGGUCUUGUCGCAGCAGCCCAUAACGAUGGAAUCGUACAACUGUAUUCGAUGAGAAGUGGCGCGAAGGUUCGGCAACUGAGGCAACCGGUCAGCGCCCAGAAGAAGGAAGUGACUUGUCUGAAAUUUGUCGAGGAGGUUGCCGGAGUGGAUGAGGGCCGCACGAAGUUGCUUGGUAGCGCGGGCUGCUGCAUCAUGCAAUGGGUGUAG